This is a messenger RNA of Ogataea philodendri, 456 nucleotides long. RefSeq lists its product as uncharacterized. Gene Ontology annotation, cellular component: mitochondrion. The transcript has a single exon. The record is from RefSeq and is a predicted model, not a curated record. NCBI's taxonomy places the organism in Eukaryota, Fungi, Ascomycota, Pichiomycetes, Pichiales, Pichiaceae. The coding region runs from base 1 to 456 and encodes 151 amino acids. Gene Ontology annotation, biological process: tricarboxylic acid cycle; mitochondrial respiratory chain complex II assembly; mitochondrial electron transport, succinate to ubiquinone.
AUGUUGAGACUCUCCACGCAAUUUAGACCAAUCAGAGCAUUUUCGAUUGUAAGACCGCUCUUGAAGAACGUUGAGGCCGGUGCCAGUCACCACAGCGUCCACGAGGAGAACGGUGAGCUGAAAAUCAAAGUCGAGCCAAUAAACAGAGACGGAGAGCCGGUGGAGAAUAAAAGAAGAAGACUGCUUUACCAGUCCAGAAAAAGAGGAAUUCUGGAAUCCGACUUACUUUUGAGCAGAUUCGCAGACAAGUAUCUCGAUAAGAUGACUCCGGAUGAGCUCCACGAAUACGACAAGCUUUUGGACGAGCCAGAUUGGGAUAUAUAUUACUGGGCAACUAAAAAUUACGAGGUCACUCCAUUGCCCGACAAAUGGAAACAGUCCAAGAUCCUGAAGCAAUUGCAAGAACUUAGCGAAAACAAAGAGCACGAGGUGCUCAGAAUGCCAGAUUUGAAGUAA